Molecule: messenger RNA, 1457 nt
Organism: Fusarium oxysporum Fo47
Lineage: Eukaryota; Fungi; Ascomycota; Sordariomycetes; Hypocreales; Nectriaceae
Exons: 8
Coding region: 66-1277 (403 amino acids)
Source: RefSeq, a predicted model, not a curated record
UCGUCUCGAGGAGAAGCGACCUGCCAAAUUGAGUUUGUGGCUGUCGGAGUGCGUCAGAUCAGACCAUGGUCUCGGAACAGAGCUCAUUUCGAAGGAACCAAGUUCCUUUUUUUCUAAAGAGAGUAAUGUAUAAGUCGGCUGUACUCUGCCGGAUUGUGCUCUCCAUACGUACUGUUGUCGCAUAUUUUCCAAUGUCAGGCUGGACUUACAACGCCCCGAGCGGCUCGCCAACCGAUGGCCCUCAAAUCACGUCUAUCGCUGUUGUCUUUACAGCCGUUGCGCUCCUUACGGUUCUCUUGAGAGUUUAUGUCAGAGGGUUUAUGCUCAAGUCGGUGGGAGCUGAUGACUGGAUCAUCAUCGUGACAUGGAUCGCGAGCUGCGGAUUCGCUGUUGUUACCGUGAUACAAACGAAAUGGGGGCUCGGAUUGAAGAAACUUGACGACUUGCCUCCGCAGAACUACUACAACUUCAUGCUGCUACAAUUCAUGGGCGCGCCAUUUUACAUAUCUAGUAUUCUUGGGUUCAAGCUCAGCCUUUUGAUUUCGUACUUGAGAUUCAUGGCGUCGGGCAUAUGGUACAAAGUGACAGUCGGCGUUGCUGUUGCUUGCACACUGUUCCAUCUUUCUUUCUUGAUUGCGCAGAUCAACCUCUGUACACCUGUUCGAAAACAAUGGGAUUUGAGCAUUACGCACGGCUCCUGUCUCAAGGGCGUGCCUAUGUACACCACUAUGGCCUCGAUAACCAUCGUCUUUGAUGUUGUCGUCAUGAUGCUCCCGUUCCCGACUCUACUGAAGCUACAAAUGCCGAACCGCAAGAAAGUCGUCCUCCUCGGUCUUUUCGCCAUGGGAAUCUUUAUAUCCAUCAUCCAAAUCGUCCGCAUUCAGACCAUAAAAUCCCUCUCCAACCUUCUCGACUCAGCCAGUCUCAUCAAAUGGUCAAUGGUCGAGAACAAUCUCGGAAUAAUAGUCGCCUGCGUCCCGACCCUCGCCCCUCUUGUGCGCUACUUCAGCGAGCAGUCCCGCGUCGGGAGUCGCAGCCGCAGCAAGUCGCAGAACAAUUCCGGUUACGCGCUGCAGUCGACCUACCGCAAGAACCUUUCCAGAAGAAGCGGACUGCAACCUUUGGGUAGUGGGGUUGAUGAGCAGAUUGGUGAUAGUGCAGAGGACAUUUUGGCCAAGGAGGAUGGAAUCAUGCGCAAGACGGAAAUUGUGAUUAGUUCAGCUCAGGGACCGUUGGAUAGGGGAGAGCUCACUCCGGGACAAUAUCAUGGGCGGUAGACAUUACGAUUUAUUAGUUAGUUUUAGUGUAAGAUACCAAUGCGCAAGUGACAAAUGCUUGUUAGUAAAGGUCUCGAACUAUUUCUCCUCAGCGUCGUGGUAGGGGUCAUAGUGUUGAUUGGGCCGCAUCUGAAUUCGUCAUAUCAUCUUAACGCAUUUCAUUCUAGUGUUUGAAAAAGC